AUGCGAGGUAAUUUUGAGCCUGUUGCGUGGAAAAGAUUAAUUUGUAAUAAUCCUAGCCCGCCUAAGUGUAUUUUCAUUGGAUGGUUGGUUGUUUUGAGGCGUUUAGCUACCCGUGACAGGCUUCUCAAGAUUGGUAUUGCUUGUGAUCCUGUGUGUUGUUUAUGGGAACAGGAGCAUGAGGAUAUUGACCACUUAUUCUUUGACUGCUCCUGGUCUGCAGCGAUCUGGAAUAGAGUUUUGGCGUGGGUCGGGUUGGAUAGGCAUGCUUGCAGGUGGGAUGAUGAGUUGGAUUUUGUUGUUUCUUUUGCUGCUGGUAAUUUGGCUGAGCAUCAGGUUUACAGAUUAGCCCUCUUUACUACAGUUUACUUUGUUUGGCGGGCCCGCAAUCAGAAGAAGUUCCAGACUCGUAUUCCUGAUUCCGCCAUAUUAUUCAAGGAGAUUCAAUUGGUUGUUUUUUCUCGUUGCUUUAUGUUGAAGAAACUCAGGAAGACCAGUCAUGAGUUGUAG
Messenger RNA from Spinacia oleracea (spinach), 507 nucleotides. RefSeq lists its product as uncharacterized. NCBI's taxonomy places the organism in Eukaryota, Viridiplantae, Streptophyta, Magnoliopsida, Caryophyllales, Amaranthaceae. The record is from RefSeq and is a predicted model, not a curated record. Bases 1 to 507 code for a protein of 168 amino acids. The transcript has a single exon.